Varanus komodoensis (Komodo dragon) is the source of this 390-nucleotide messenger RNA. It is a transcript of the gene IAPP, whose product is annotated as islet amyloid polypeptide. Gene Ontology annotation, cellular component: extracellular region. The coding region runs from base 1 to 390 and encodes 129 amino acids. The transcript has 3 exons. Gene Ontology annotation, molecular function: hormone activity. The record is from RefSeq and is a predicted model, not a curated record. Lineage: Eukaryota; Metazoa; Chordata; Lepidosauria; Squamata; Varanidae.
AUGUGCAGCCUCAAGGGACCCUUUCUUUUCAUCAUCCUGUGUAUUACAUUAAAUUCUCGUGAAGCAACACCUGCCGAGAGACUUCUCUAUUUGGCGGAUGAUUUAUCUGCUGGGACUCCCAACGAACAAGAGUGGUCCUUACCCAUAGUGUCAAGAAGUACUGGCUUCUUGGGAAAUAAUGAUGCACCCCUGGAGGAAGAAGCAGCCAAGCCCAACAGCCAUCGCUUGGAGAAGCGGAGAUGCAACACUGCUACGUGUGUGAUACACCGCUUGGUUGACUUGGUCGUCAAGGCCAAGAACGUUCUCGGUGGUAACUAUACGCCAACCAACGUAGGAUCCAACUCCUUUGGCAAAAGAGACAUAGAACCUCCAAUCUACCUACAGCUUUAA